GGCUCAAGUCCAAAACCGCCUCUGACAGUUGGAGCAGCUACCUGUCGCCACCCUCGAUGCAAGCUCUUCCAAUACCUCUGAUCGCCUCGAAGCAUUGGAGAUGGACGUCAGCUCACUUAAGGAUGGCGUGCAAUUACAGCAGACCGCGACGCAACAGUUGGAACAACAGAUUUGUACCGCAGCCAACACCUUGAGUCCGGAACUGCGCGAAACAGCUCCAAAGUUUGACGGGCAGGAGAUCUUCUGCGACUCGAUGAAGACAGAUCCGAUCCCAUGGUUCUGCAAGAUCGAGCUCACGCUGCAGCUACACAACGCCAAAAAACACAAGCACCAUGCAUACUUGUACUCUCGCUCAGGGGGCGCGUGCCAGGCUUGGUUGGACAAUCUCUUGUCCAAGUACGGAGUGGUAGCUGCCGACUUGCACACCAAGAUCAGUUGGGAUGAUCUGAAGGCGUCGUGGUGUAAGCGGUUCCAAGUCGAGCCGCCUGAGAUCAAGGCUAUGGACAAGCUCAUGGUCUUUGAGCAAGGCACGCUGCCAAGUACCGACUGGAUCGCCGAGUACCAACGCUUAACGUCAGUCCCAAACAUCCAGAUGGGCUUCAAAGCCAUCCGCCACUAUUUCAUCACAAGGUCAUGUCCGACAUUAAGUAAUGCCCUGACUCACGUCGAGGACACCUUGACGACGACGGCGGAACUUUUUGACAAGGACGCGCAGAUCAUCAUUACGAACAAGGAGGCUAAGAACAUGCGUUCGUCUGCGGCAGGCCCGAGCCGGGACCAGCAUCGGCCAAGAGUGGCCGUGGUCGCCGCAGCAACGUCGUUUGACCAAACCAGCGAGGUUGUGUCUGCCAGUGAAGGGGGCAGACUCCCAGUCGCCCGGGAAGACACCGGCCUGCCCAUUGAAAGGCAAGGGCAAACAGGAAAACUGAGCACCGCCGAGAGUGACUCGACAAGACUCUCGACGCCUCCGGAACCGGUUUCUUCGCGAGUGACCGACCUUCAUUCCGAGGCGCAUGCGGAAGUCAAUAGUCCUCCUCUUCUUUAUGCUCUUGAGGACUAUGCUGCCCGGCUCGUUCCUACGCUGGAUACUCGAGCUCAAGGACAAGACGUGUGUGCGACAUCUUCUCCGUCCGGCAGCGGCGACUUAUUGUCUUCAAGUGGUUCUUCAUGGGAUUUGGCGCGCGAGUUCAACAUAGAGGUAUUGGACUUGCUCACGUCCGAAGACUUUGCAUGGCUUCCUCUCCCGACCACAGGCCACUUACCAGGACCGCAAUGCGCACAUCUCCACACGUACUUUUCCUUCUAUGAACCACCAAUUUCGUCGACGGAUGAUGAAGUCACGGUGGGGGACAUCCUUGCGUAUGUUACCAAGGUGGCCCACGAGUUUCGCAUGCAGCGGUACGAUGACAACAACGCACCGCUCAUGUAUGUCCGCAUUCAAGUUGGGCAAGUGUCCUGCAGCGCUUUGCUGGAUAGCGGCGCGUCUCGCAACUUCAUGAGCCAAUCCUUUAUGCAAAGGGCUGUCCUUGGCACACAAGUUCGGAGGAAGGCAAACCCGACGGCUAUUAAGUUGGCGGAUGGAAAGACGCAGCAACUUCUCGACCGUUACAUCGAGGCCGUACCGGUUUAUUUCGCACCUCAUGCAUGCGAACCGGUGACAUUCGAUACUCUCGACACGGAUUUUGACAUGAUUCUGGGAAUGCCUUGGCUUGCAAGUGCGGAUCACACGGUCAACUUCCACCGGCGGACUCUUAGCGUUCGCGACGCCUUCGGCGAGGAAGUGGCAUACGAUAUUCUCGUCUACAGCCGGUCAUUGGAGGAUCAUCUUGGGCAUCUUCAACGAGUGUUGGAGAUGCUCCGCUGCGCCAAGUACAAGGCCAACCGUGACAAGUGCAAAUUUGUCCGUCAAGAGCUGGAAUACUUCGGUCAUUUUGUCACACCGGAGGGCAUCAGCCCGCUAUCGGACAAGAUUCAAGCCAUCCAAGAGUGGUCGGAGCCUCGGAACGUCACGGACGGUCGUUCGUUCCUUGGCCUCGCCGGCUACUACCAGCGUUUUAUCAAAGGCUACUCGAAGAUCGCGGCCCACUUGACCAAGCUUCAAUGCGAGGAUCGGCCGUUUGACUUCGGAGAGGAGGCGCAGGAAUCAUUAUUGGCUCUCAAAGCCGCGCUAUUGUCUGCGGAGGUCUUGCGGAUAUACGACCCGCUUUUGCCUAUGCGCGUCACUACGAAUGCGUCAGGCUAUGGCAUUGGUGCAGUCCUCGAGCAACAUGAUGGUGCGGACUGGCAUUCGGUCGAGUAUUUCAGCAAGAAAGUGCCCGUCGUGCAUUCCAUUGACGAUGCAUGCAAGAAGGAACUCCUCGCCUUUGUCCACGCGCUCAAGUGGUGGCGACACUUCCUCCUUGGUCGAAGCCAAUUUCGAUGGGUAACGGACAACAAUCCGUUGGUCUUUUACAAGACCCAAGACACCGUCAACAGCACCAUCGCUCGAUGGAUGGCUUUCAUUGACCAAUUUGACUGCUUUCCCGGUCACAUUCCCGGGAAGUCGAACCGCUUUGCAGAUGCUCUUUCACGGCGUCCGGAUCAUUGUACCGCGGUCUACUCAACCUUCGAGAUCGACAAUGACCUGCGGAACAGCUUCAUCCGCGGCUACCAAGCCGACCCCGAGUUUCGCGACAAGUACGCGAAUUGCUCCUCUCCUAAUCCGGCGCCUUCUCACUACCAGAUCCAAGAGGGGUACUUGCUUGUCCACACGCGGGGGAAGGACCUUCUUUGCGUACCAAGUGAUCCUCACUUGCGUACACGGCUUCUUGGCAAGUUCCACGAUGCUCCCGCCACCGGACACUUUGGAGUCAAUUGCACGAUUGGCCGACUUCGCGAGCGAUUUUGGUGGCCCGGCCUUCUCGGCGACAUCACACGCUAUUGCGAGUCAUACGAGGUUUGCCGACGCUGCAAAUCCUGCAACCAUCGUCUGUACGGCGAGUUACGACCAUUACUGGUCCCGUUGAGGCGAAGGGAAGCGAUUGCCAUGGACAUUACCGGCCCGUUCCCCAAGCACAAGACCGGAAUAGAUGGGAUUCUCACGGUGGUCGACCGACUCACCAAGUUCGCCAUGUUUUUGCCUUGUCGCUAUCAUGCCAAGGCACCGAAGUUGGCCGAGGUUCUCUACGCCGGUUGGAUUCGAACCAAGGGUUACCCCAAGGAAAUUAUCUGCGACUGCGACACUCGGUUCAUGUCCAAUUUUUGGUUGGCGCUCAUCAAGCGAUGGGGCUCAUCUCUCAAGCCCAAUUCAGCUCGCCACCCUCAGACCGAUGGCCAGACGGAGAGGGUGCAUCAAACCGCACAGGUUCUCCUUCGCACUCUCAUCCGCCCCGACCAGAAGGACUGGGUUGAGCGGCUGCCAGAUGUCGAGUUGGCCUACAACUCCUCUAUCCACCCGACUACCGGGAUGUCGCCCUUUGAGUUCGAGCACGGCUCGCCGAUCACUUCGACAUUGGACAUUAUCACUCCACGAACGGCCGAGAGCGACGACCAUCUUCUUUUCUUGCCUCAGAUGCAAGAGGUACUUGUCAAGGCACGCGAUCAGAUGGCCAAGACGCAGCAACACAUGAGCCAGCAGGCCAAUCACCAGCAUCUUCCUUGCCCAUUCCACGCUGGCGAUCUCGUUUGGGUCUCCGCCGCGGAAUUCAGCCUUGAACAAGACAUCUCUCGCAAGCUCCUCCCGAAAUGGAUGGGGCCUUGGCCGAUCGUCGCACCCGCUGGGGACGCACCCGAGGGACCUUCCUUCACGAUUCAGGUGCCCGGUCACUUGCCUGUCUACCCAGCCUUUUAUUGCUCCAAGUUGGCUCUUUACACGCCAGCGGAACAUGACGAUUUUCCCGGGAGACGUUCGCAAGACCCACCCUCCAUGGACGGUUUUCAGGAGGUCGGCGCCAUUAUCUCCCAGCGACGCUACGGCAACAGGCCAACCGAGUAUUUGGUGCAUUUUGCAUACUGCACACACCGAGCUGACCGUUGGUUGACCCGUCCGGAAGUUCAAGCAACAGCUCCAGACGUUCUCGCACGCUACGAACGCAAGAUGCAAGGCAAGCCGGUCUCUUCGGCUCCACGCCGCGCCCUCGUCCAGGUUCCACCUUCAGAUCGUCGGCUCCGCCCUAGCCCCGGCUUGACUUCAUAAAGAGGGGGGUAUGUUACAUGCUGCGCCUGCACACGAGGGCCAUUUUCCAGGCCCUGCGUCCUUCAGGCUGAAAGCCUGAAAUUC
Messenger RNA from Chara braunii, 4258 nucleotides. NCBI's taxonomy places the organism in Eukaryota, Viridiplantae, Streptophyta, Charophyceae, Charales, Characeae. The record is from the annotation of a GenBank genome assembly.